Molecule: messenger RNA, 1795 nt
Organism: Dinoponera quadriceps
Lineage: Eukaryota; Metazoa; Arthropoda; Insecta; Hymenoptera; Formicidae
Gene: mIF3
Product: translation initiation factor IF-3
Exons: 3
Coding region: 27-749 (240 amino acids)
Biological process (GO): ribosome disassembly; mitochondrial translational initiation
Cellular component (GO): mitochondrion
Molecular function (GO): ribosome binding; translation initiation factor activity
Source: RefSeq, a predicted model, not a curated record
CGAGUGAAGAACGGAGCUAUCGAUACAUGGCUGCUCUCAAACUGUUAACGGCUCUGAGAAGGGCCACGCGCUUCACUCAGAAUUUCGAUCAACGUCGCGUGGCAUGUGAACUCGAUGCGUACCAACGUCGAGGAUUCAGCACGCGCAAGACGAUCAAUUUAAACGAUGUUGACGCCGAGACCAAGCCGAAACAGAAACCGAAGACGGUGCCGGUGCCAAAGAUCACGUUAUUAUUACCGGAUAACUCGAUGACAGUGACCGACAUGGAGCACGCCCUUCGUAUGGCGACGCGCCGGAAAUUCAACCUCGUCAAGGUUAGUGAUUCUGAUAACAAAACGCACCGGGCUACCUACAAGCUUAUGAGCAACUCGAUUGAGGACAUAGAAAUUCCUCAGAAUAGCAUCAAUGUUCAACAGAAGUCUAAGACCUGUAAGCUGCUCUACAUAAAUGCAAACAUCGCCAAGCAUGAUCUGCUAACAAAAAUGAAGAAUAUUGUGAAACUGUUGAACAAGGGUAACAAAGUUAAGAUUUGCAUUACUCUGAAUGACAUCAAGGAGGAUGAUAUACUGGGCAUCAUAACGGAAGAGAUAAAAAAUAUUGGUAGUAUUCAAAAAUCGCCAUCUAAAAAGAACACGGCCUUACUCUUAAUAACUCCUUUAGAUAAGAAGGAUGCGAAUAAUCCAACAGACAAUAAAGAAGCUGCGUCUGCUGCGUCUAGUAGUACAAUUAGCCAAAAUGAUAACGCAUAAGAUUUCUGGUCGAUCUCUUAGCGAAUUAUAUAAAUACAGAUUAUACAUAUAUAAUAACGAUAAAAUUCACAUCUCUUUCUCAUGUCCCAUACCUGGAAAGAACGAAUUUGAUAUGCAUUUGCGGCAAAUAAGAACAACGUACAGUAUACUUAAUUAUAGCGAUUAUCUUUAUUAUGAAUAAUAUAUUAUAAUAUAUUAUAAUGCCUUUACAAAAGAAUGACGUUUAAAUCGUUUCUUUCUUUGUACCAUACAUCUACACGAUUUCGUUUAUUGUCAAUGAAGAGUGAAGAAAAUUGUGUGUCAAGGAAACUUCUCGUUAUGUGCUAAACGAACGGCUUACUAUCUAUUGAUAUGUCUACGUCGCGUUUUACAGUCGUGGCUUUUUAAAGUAACGUGUGUGGUUUCUCAGUUUCCAAACUGAAGCUAUUACAAACUUUGGUCUUACGUUGAGAUCUGUAAUGUAUGAUAAAUGCUACGAAUAUGAUACGCGCACAUGCAAGCAAACGUUAUCGUUAUGCGAGUGGUCCUGCUCGCGUCUCACCCCGCGCUGGAAAGGAGCGGCUUCAUUUCUCACUUAACGUAACGUUACCACGUCGCGAAUUAUUUCGCUUUUUAUCUUUUUUUUCUUUUUCCCCUUGACGGUUUGAAUCGACAUCAUCAGAUGCGAUCAAAUGACAUCGAGAACGCGCGAGACGCGAUAAUUUGCCUUCAUCUUUCGUGAAAAAGAAAGGAAAAAAAACUAGACGAGUGUCGUUAUUGCGAGUGAUAUUGAUGGCAAGUGGUUGGUCUUCUCGUUUUCUACGCACGACCGGCGCGUUGGAAUGCAAUGGAAAUCGAUUUUGUCUUAAAUUAACACCAUGUCGCGUGAAUAACGUCGUGUGUUGUUUUUUAACUGUGAGUUAUGUGAAGCAAUUGUAUAUUGUAUACGUCGUCGUGUUAAAUCUGUAUCAACGGGUAUCGACACGACGAAUCGAUAAAUAACGCGACAGCGUUAUUAUUAUUCAUGGCACGACUUUCCUGUGCGUAAUAAAUCACACUGGAGGACA